AUGGAUAUUGCGGAAGACAGGAUAAGCGAACUCCCGACAGAGAUAAUUCUCAUGAUUCUCUCUCUGCUAACGAUCAGAGAAACUGCGAGAACAUCCGUCCUCGCUCGCAGGUGGAGGUCUGCUUGGGCCUCAACUCCAGUGCUUAACUUCUGCCAAGAUACAUUAUACUCAUUCUCAGGCAAUUGGGCAAAUAUAGUCAAUUCCGUCCUCUCUCUCCAUCGCGGUCCCAUUUUAGGGUUUAGGCUGGGUAGAAUAGUUUUGUGCAGCAGUGAAGAUCUCGAUCGGUGGCUCUCUAUCGUAUCCAGUCGAGGGAUCGAAGAUUUGGUCAUCGACUUUUAUGACCAAUAUGUGCCAUACACAGUUCACCCUAGCUUCUUCUCUUGCUCAUCUUUGGUAUCUAUAGACUUAACUUCAUGCAAGCUCGAGAUCCCCAAAGAUUUCGAAGGAUUUAGGUUACUCAAACUUCUCUCUCUGAGAAAUGUGGCUCUUACUGAUACUAUACUUCAGACCAUAGUUUCCAAGAGUGAGAAAUUGGAAGAUCUGACCCUGAUUGAUUGUGAGGGACUGCGUAAUAUCAAAAUCGUCGCCUCGAACCUCCAUAAUUUCCAUCUGUUUGGUGCAUUUUCUGAAGUUGAUUUAAGUGGGAGUUUGAACAUCCAGGACCUUUUCAUUAAUUGGGAUGGUGAUGGAAAUGGGGUUUGGCCACCCAGACGGAUUAUCAUGAGUCUCACCAAACUGGAGUCUCUGAGCGUCACUGGUCUUCUUCUAUUUAGCUUUUAUGAGAACUCAGCUAAUGGAGGGAAUGGUGGGCUACCUACAAUGUAUAGUUAUCUGCUGGCAAUCGAGAUACAUCUAAAUUGUAUGGAAGUAUCAAAGAUCAUGGGUCUGGUUAGUCUGUUGAAGAAGUUACCAAAUCUAAAUGCUCUUUGCAUUAAGGAUCUUGAGCAGGAGCUAGAACCUGAGGGCAAAUUGACUAAGAGUGACUUGGAGGCGUUGAAUUCUGAUGCUAGCUCUUGCUUUGCUCACCUCAAAAAAUUAGAGCUAGAACUAGCUACUUACUUUGAUGAAACUCUUGAAAUAAUUGAGUUCUUUCUACUAAAUGCGGGGGUAUUGGAUGAGGUUUUUAUCACUAUCUGGAGUGUUGAGAAUCAAGAAGAGAAAUCAAAGAUAGUGGAGCGGUUGAAUUCCUUUCCUAGAGCUUCUUCUCAUGCCAAGAUCGUGUUUAGUUAG
Messenger RNA from Amborella trichopoda, 1230 nucleotides. Its product is annotated as F-box/FBD/LRR-repeat protein At1g13570. The record is from RefSeq and is a predicted model, not a curated record. Gene Ontology annotation, molecular function: protein binding. Lineage: Eukaryota; Viridiplantae; Streptophyta; Magnoliopsida; Amborellales; Amborellaceae.